AAUAUUUAUAUAUAUAUAUAUAUAUAUCUGUGUUUGUUCGGAUGGAAUCUUGCAACUCAAUUUUGAAGCAGAUAUCUUUAUUCGAUUGAGCUGAAAUUUCGUACACACGUUUAAUUUGGAUGACAAUGACAUGGUUAGCUGUGUGACGUCAUUCUAAAUCCUAUACGGCGUAAAAAACAAAAUAGCGGGCUAGUUACUUUUGACUCACUCCUACAAUAUGGGUAUUCAAUGAAAAGGCUUGCUGAGAAUAACUCGGAAAAUAUAGUGACGUCACCCUAAAUCCAAUAAGGCGGACUUAAAAAGAUGGCAGACAAAGUUUUUUUAUACUUUCCUACAAUAUGGGUAUCAAAUAAAAGGUCUUGCUGAGAAUAACUCGAAAAAUAUAGUGACGUAACCUUAUAUCCAGAAUGGCGGACUUAAAAAGUUAUGAAAUGAAAAGUCUUGCUGAGAAUAUGAGGUUAUUGAAAAAAUAAUUAAAAGUAAAAGAAAUCGGCCGAGUGCGUGUCGUGCCACGUGCAGUGUGGGGUUCCGUAGUUGCCUUUCGUUACCACAAUAUAUUUGAGCAGGAGUCUAUAUGUUCUCAAAAAAAAUAAUUCAAUAGGUAAGAAGUUUUCUUUAACCAAAGUUGAACGACUAUUACUCUUAAACUAACAUAUAUAAUGUAAUCUUACCUGUUAUAAUUUUCCUUAAAAGUUCAUAAAAAUCACUAUUCAUUUUUUCCAGAUUUUUCAAGUCAAUAGUUUAGCUUUUAGAGAAGGCGAUGCCCUACUCAAACUAAAUUAGGACUUUUAAGAUCAAUAUUUCGCAAACGGAUCCCUAAUCGAAACCCCCCUUAGUAAUUUUAAAAAACCCACCAAAGAUACCCCCCACGAUGGGAUAAACGAUGAAAAUAAUUCUACAAUUUUCUCGUCGUAAUUGAUAUACAUAUCUCCACUUAAUUACAGCUCUCUAGUGCUAACAGUCUCCAAGCAAAACCGGGGACAGACAGACAGAUGGACAUGUCGAAACUAUAAGGGUUCCUUGCCAGGACUACAGAACCCUAAAAAGGGCAAAGAUAUUCCUAAUGUUACACUGUGCCCCUUGUAACACUGUGCCCUUUGUAACACUGUGCCCUUGUAACAUUGCCCCCCACUACAGCCUACUCUUUUCUUUUCUAAAAUUUAAAAACAACCUUUUGAUUAUGUGCUAAAAAUAAAAUAAAAUUUUCCUUUUAAACUUUUACUGUCAACUUGUAACGUCAUUAAACAAAAUUUCAUAAGCUUUUACCAGUUAGAUAAACAAAAUUUGAUUGUAUUAUAAUUUUCAAACUAUUUAAAUAUCAGUUAACCUAUUUAAACCUAAACAAAAAGAUAUGAAAGAAUGUCGUUGGAGACUUCUACUUUCUUUAAUCCCGGAAGAACAUGGUGAAAGUUAUAUUUGAUGAGAGUUGAAAGUCCACAUAAUUCAAGAAUUGAGCAGCAGCGAAAAUGAUAAGAUGAAUGUCAUCUUAUCGAUGAAUGUGAAAAGAUAUUGGAACGUAAAAAUAAAUUAACAAAUAAUAUUGAUGAUCUAAAUGAUUCGCAUAACAGGAAAACCCACAACCUUUAAUAGUUCCUUUUAAAUCGAAUCAUGAGGAACUAUUUAAAACUAAAUUUAUAGAUAUUGUUCUGAUAUGAAUAGUAAAUUAACAGAUAAAUCUAUUUUUUUUCUUGAGGACUAUCUGAUGACCUCUUCAAAUUCAUGAAUCACAAUAUGUACUUAUUAUUUAUUAAAUAUCAAAGUUUUAUAUGGAUUGAGACAUAGGAUACACUUUAUCCAGAAAAGUCUUAAGAUAUUUAUCAUAAUCAGCCUAUUAAUGUCCCUACUGUUGGGGCACAUAUUUUCCCUAUGGAUGGAAUAAAGCAAUUGGGCCAUGGCCCACCACGCCGAUCCAUGGCGGAUUGGUGUGCGCUAACGAUUGCAGGUGCAGCCAGGACCAACGGCUUAACGUGCCUUCUAAAGCAUGGAAGAGCACGAGAUAGUAAAUCUUUGGUCACCCAUUCUAUAAACGACCACUGCGAAACUUGCUUAACUUCAACGAUUGCAAUCGAACGCGCUAACCACUUGCGUCAUCGAGCUUCUCGCUGGUAUGGUAUUAUAUAGGUUUAAAUUGCUAUUGUAAAUUAAAAGUCUACACUUUUAUUUUUUAUAAUUACCCACAAUUUUUUUUUCUGGCGCCAUGAUAUAUCACAAAAAAAACAACAUCAGCACAUCUAACUGUAAAUAAUUUGGAUUAAGAGUAUAAUAGAUAUAGGUCACCCCUAAAAGGCUCCACGCUGAUCAGUAGCCCGAGCACGAACAACUAUCGAGAAAGUAUUCGUAUCGUCAUUAAAAUUUUUUGGGAAGCUAGUUUGUUCUUACGUCUGAUAGGAGCCACAGAACACAGAAAGACAUUAGAAAGGUAAUCAUAGACCGUUUGACGGGAACCGAUAUCGCUGGCUCACCCCAACAACACUUCUACCUAAUAGAUAAUAAUAGCCAAUUAAACAAUGCGUCAUCAAACAAUCGUACCAAUCAGCGUUCACACCCAAGAACAAAUACGCAAUCAGAAGAAAAUUUUGCUCAAGUUAUGAGCAUUUGCUCACAUAACUGUGGCGGGCCUGCCCCGCCCACACAGCCCUUCUAACCUCUUUCUGUGCUUCUUGAACGCAGCGUAUUUUCCAUAGAAACUUUGACUGAUCUGUCAAAGUUCGUGCUUGGAGUACUGUUCUGAGCCGUCUGCAUCCAUCGACUUCCCGCGACCUCUACUGAAUUGCCGAUCCGCCAUUUUUUAUGUUUAGGAAAAUGUGUGACGCAUCCCUCCCCUCCGGGUAAGAAACGAGGUUAUGAGAGACUCCUCCUCCCCCAAAUCCCAACCACCCGCUUAGCUAGGCCACGGGACCGGCCCAACGGAAGUUCUGGACAAGCCCCACCUUGCCCUAUCCACUAAGAACCUAACAGCGUCACCUGGUCCGCCGGAAUGGGUUUCGUGGGAUCCAAAAACUUCCCACGGUUACCUCCGGCAGUUCCUCCUCCUUCUUGCGGUCGGGGAUUGUCGACCCACCUGGUAAGAGGCCUUAAAUCUUCAAUAUCAGGUGGAGUAUGUAAGUUUCUAGUGCUCUUAUACUAUUUAUAAAAACGUGACGAUAGCGCGAUUCAGAAGCCGUUGGUACAGCGGUCGUUAUAAACAAGCAAUGACUCCAUCUAAGUCACUUUAAAUGUUUUCAUCGAAGGAAUUUUUAGUAGAUAAGAUUUUUUUAAAACUAAAGUUGAACGACUAUUACUCUUGUAGUAAAAAUCAAAAGUAAUUGAUCUAUCUUAACCGUUAUAUUUUUUCUCAAAAAUUUAUGAAAAGCAUCAAUCAUUAAUUUUUCCAGAUUUUUCAAGCCAAUAGUUUAGUUUUUAGAGGAGAGGGGGACGCAGUACUCAAACAAAAAUUUGCACUUUAAAGUGUAAUAUUUCUCAAAUGGAUCCAUAAAUCGAAAAUUAGUCCUCGCAACCCCUAAGUCAUUUUAAAGGACCUGUUCAACGAUACCCUGCACGAUGGGGUAGACGAUGAAAAAAAAAUCAGGACUACAGAACUCUAAAAAGGCGAAAGUAUUCCUAAUGUUACACUGUGCCCCGUGUUAAAUUGCCCCCCACUUUAGCCUACUCUUUUCUUCUUCCUCGUGUUUGACUCUAUCGCCUAGGCAAAUGCUGAGUCCUAAAGACUAUUCAGUUAGUUGAGACGAGAAAUUGUAUGAAGAAUGGAUUGUUAAUUAUUUGCCGAUCAGAUUAAGGCAAGUUACUAAGAAUAUUUUAGUUACACUCACCCUAGCCACGAUUAAAUUUUUGGUUGGUGGUGAAAUUGAUAUAACUGAAAAAAUAAAAUGUGUUAUUGUUACACUAUGGCCUAUUUACACCACAUUAUAAUUUAUUAAUAUUUACGAUUACGACAUAGCCGUAAAAUUGGUUGGAUGUGUAAGAAAAAAUCUAUUAAGUGUAUACAUUUUAUUAAUGUGUAAGGUAAGUAAAUGGUAGGUAACUCUAUUCUCAAUAAUUAUAUCGAUACGGGAGCAUAAAUUUAUAGCACUACAGAAUAUUAAUGCGUGACUAAAAUCAUAUUAUGCAAGGUAGAGAAUUUCCGUUUGAGGAAAACUAAAAUAUGAGCAACCUAAAAUUUCUUACAAUUACAACUUACGAACUUCAUAUAUUUAUCAAUUAGUAAUUAUUUACAUAAUGUUUACGUAGCCUCUACUAUAUUAUUAAAAGCUUACCUUUUGAGAACACUAAGCACAAAAAAGUAAAGCAAUAAUUCAUUUUUUUUAUAUAAAAACUGUGUUCUUUGCAACAAAACAAAAACCACCUUUUAAAAAAGUUCGUACUUAAUAAAUAUCAUAACAGACGCAAGUGAACAAGUACUGCUACAAUAUCUGUAUGAUAACCUCAGCAUAGUGGGAGACAAUGUUAUCUUCUUACUAUUAAAAAUACAUUUUAUUAUUAUGAGAAUUUUAGUCUGUUUGAGAACAUCGCAAAUAGAAUUGUUAUUAUUAUUAUUUUACUAAAAAAGUCAUUCAUUUGUUUUUACGUGGAGCCUGAUGACGCAAGUGGCUAACGCGUACGGUCUGCGAUCGUUAAAUGAGCACCUAUAUAAGUACAGGCAUCCUCAUCAUAGUCGACAGUCGACAGAGUGACUCGGACGAGAUUCCAGGUUUUAAACAGAAGGUCUUAGACGAAUAUAUUAUAAAAAGUAGCCGUUGGCAAUCAAGAUGAAGACUGCAUUAGUAUUCACUGUUUUGAUAGCGUGUCUGAUCCAAGAAGGGCUGGCAAAUGAAGCGUGUUCUCCAUUGUCAGAACCAGACUUCAGAGCACCAGGUCGUCGAUUAAGCGAAGAAAGGUGCCGCGAAUACAAUUGGGAGAGAAAAUGUUCAUCUGGCCAGGAUGUCGAAGUCAAUGAACAUCCUUAUUUGGGUGCCAUCGCAUACAGGAACGAGAAUGGAGAUUUGAUUUUUGCAAGCGCAGCAACCCUCAUCAGUCCAAAGUUCGCAGUGACUGCUGGACACUGUUUGCGGCAUCUGGAUAUGACGCCUGAGUUCGUCAGAUUCGGCAACAAGAACAUUACAUCUGAGACAGCUAUUGACGCCAAAAUCGUCAGAAAAAAUUCUCACCCACAAUAUACUUAUCGGAUAUUUAAAAAUGAUAUAGGCCUUUUGGAGUUUGAGAAUGCAUUGCCCGUGAACAAGGCCGUCACACCCGCUUGUCUUUGGUCGCAAGAGAUUGGCAGUGGUGCUGCAAAGGUGUCAGCUUGGGCAACCACGGGUGGCAACAAAUUACCUGACGUUCUGAGAACUAUGACAGUGCAAAUAAUGGACUCCGAAUCUUGUGAGAAGGCCGCAAUUCCAUAUUUUCACAGACAUUUCCCCAAGUUAGAGGGUCAACUUUGCGUCAACGAUUCAUCCGAUCCUAAAGAGUACUUUUCUAAAGGGUCUUCUGGAGCGCCAAUAGUUGUCUCAGCACCUGUCGCCGAAGGAGAAGACAUGUCGUACGUUAAAGCCUUCGCUACGUUUGGCUCCCUGUAUAGAACUGGCGGCAUUACCUUUUACACCAAGAUUCCCAAUUACAUCGAUUGGAUCGAACAACAAGUGUGGGGAAUAACUCCAUUUUAAGAUGAAAUAAAAAUGUUAUUUUGACAGAA
This is a messenger RNA of Chilo suppressalis (striped riceborer), 5671 nucleotides long. NCBI's taxonomy places the organism in Eukaryota, Metazoa, Arthropoda, Insecta, Lepidoptera, Crambidae. The record is from the annotation of a GenBank genome assembly.